CUGGUCUCGUGGCCCUCGCUCUCCCCUACAGAAACACUGGCACAGAGGGAUUUGAGACUGUGAGGGCAGCUCUUGGUUCAGGGCUUCAGGACCUUUUAGCAGGGGCCGUGGGUUGGUGUCAGGGGCUCGGGGAUCUCCGGCCACAGGGAAACGACGACUUUCCUGUCCCAGAUCCAUCCUUCAUCAGGGUGGCAACUCUGGACGGUCCCUUCGGCACCCUAUAUUUCAGGGCCCUCCACUGUGCUCCACUGUGGCUUCACCCACAGCCAGCUGUCUAGCUGAGUCCCUAGGCGGUCCCUUCCUCAACACCUGCCGAGCGGCUGGGAAGCAUCCAGUCCUCCCCUAGGUCCCAGGCACUCCUUGGACUCAAUCACUUGGGACACCGUGGUGGCACACUAACGUCUAGGCCGGAGGGCAGGGAAACAGGGCACAGAGGGUUCUGGGGAACACUCUCGGGUAGGUGUGGCUGCUCAGUGGAUGUGACCGAGGCUAUCACGCAUGCUCACGGCGCUCUGUUGCGUGCUUUUCUGUCCUGUCUCUGCUCCAUACAAGCCGUUGCCCACGGAACCUGUGGGUGUGGGAGGGGGCGGAAUUCAGAGCACAGCACAUGGUGACCCCUUCCUAAGUCCCACCUGGAGGGAGGAAUGCCUGCUGGGCAGCUGGCGAGUAGGGGCAGGAGACGGAUGGACUAGAAGGAAAGGACUUCCAAUCCCCCUGUGGGCUCCUGACGACAAGGUGCCGACACUGUUCUCUAUUUCUGUGCGUCUCCCAGAAAUCUGUGCGGAGUGUCUCCUGGAGGAUGUGGAGACGCCCCCACCCACGCCGCCCCCUCCACGACGACGCCGCCGCAAGAAGAGAGUCCGGUUCUCCCUCCACAAUGAGGUCUUCACCUUUGAGGACCCCGAGGAAGACCCUGUGGAGGGCCAGUCCAAGGACCUUCCUAGGAGCUGGACAAAGGAAGGUCCCCCAACUCUCCCUGAGGUAGACGCUGGGAGCAAGGACAGCUCUCUCCACGAUGACCUGAUGGAAGAGCUACUACCCACUUUGAGGGCCGAGGAGGAAACUCCGACACUCCCUCAGCUGCAGGAGGCGGUCACCGGAUAUGGCCCAUAUGCCUAUUCCCCCAUCACUCCCUUUAGGGAGACAGAUGUAGCUGAAGAUCAAGGUAGGGCUUUCUCUCCUCCUUUGGUCUGGAGAGCUUCCCCCCCUUCUGAGUUCCUCCCGGGAACGGAAGCUGGGGCGGACUGAAUAAACGGAGUGUCCUGCAGAAAACCAGGACCCUGUGCUACAGUCCCUGCAAACCAGUAGGUCAUUCGGGCGGUGUGCUUGGUGCAUCUGAGGGUUGGGGCUUGUUUUCGCGUGGGUCGAUGCGACGGGACCAGACAUGUGGGUGUGUGGACUGCGUGCAUUUCACCAGAAGACAUCUCCCGCUGAAUGGACUUGAGGGCACGGGUCAAAGUUUCAGAGCCAAACCUCCUUCAUCCCCGCUGCACACACCCUGCUAGGACACCACAUUCCUCGCUGACCCCAGAUCCACCUGGAGGGCUGCUCAGGAUUCCCUUUCCUCAGACAGGGAUGGGGAGAAAGGAAGGGGCCCACAUCUGUCCUAGCUCGGGACGUUUCUCAGACAGGGUCAAAACACAAAGGAAUCAGAAGCUACUUUAGUCGACCCAAACAUCACCACCAGCAUUACAAAAACGCUCCCAUCUUGAAUGCACAGAGGGAAGGCUCACUGGCAAAUGGCAAUAGCCAGGAAAGCUUCAUCAUUAGCUCGGGGCCUGAUCCGACUUCCUGACAAUCUGCUACAUGGCCAGGUUAGAGAGUGCCCUUCUCUCGCCCGGCCUCCGCUCUCUCGUGAACUUGCCGGGUCCUGACUGGGGGAGGUGGGUCCCGGGAAACUGGGUCCCGCGGACUCCAAGGACACACCCACAUGCCACAGGAAAGGAAGACGGGGAAGAAUCAGCACCUUGUGGAUGGGGACUCUGUUGGAAU
This is a messenger RNA of Mustela erminea (ermine), 1992 nucleotides long. RefSeq lists its product as uncharacterized. NCBI's taxonomy places the organism in Eukaryota, Metazoa, Chordata, Mammalia, Carnivora, Mustelidae. The record is from RefSeq and is a predicted model, not a curated record. Bases 499 to 1248 code for a protein of 249 amino acids. The transcript has 5 exons.